This is a messenger RNA of Manis pentadactyla (Chinese pangolin), 4211 nucleotides long. It is a transcript of the gene NOL8, whose product is annotated as nucleolar protein 8. Lineage: Eukaryota; Metazoa; Chordata; Mammalia; Pholidota; Manidae. The record is from RefSeq and is a predicted model, not a curated record. The transcript has 12 exons. The coding region runs from base 852 to 3854 and encodes 1000 amino acids. Gene Ontology annotation, molecular function: RNA binding.
UACUUCAUACCUUGAAACUUCACUGCCUCUGUGAAUUUAGAUGUUCAUUUAACAGUUUUUGUGUUCCCAAUGUGUAGGCACAGUAAGAGAGAAUGUGGUGAAGUCUACACCAGUGAGUGAGACAGGCAGUGAUCAUCAAAGAAGCACCUUCACAUGUCAGUUUUCAUACCCUCCUCUCCUUUCACAGGGAUCCAGAGCUGCUGCUGAAGGCGCUAAGGAGGGCAAGGUUAAAGGAGGCUUUGGGGGACGUGGGGUCGGUUUACGUUAAUAGAGAAGUCAUAGUAAGAAACCAGGAAAGAGGGAAAUAGAAGUAUGUAGGCAGGCAGGAGCUUGGCAGGUGGAGAAAUAGCAAGGAAUACCAGCUGCCUGUCCCGUUAAGAAAAUGAGGUCAGAUGCAUCUUGGACCUUGAGUCCUGGCACUGGAUGUGUGGACAGUGGUGUGAGCUGUGUGUCCUUUAGCUCUAACUCUGUGACAGUCGGAAGCAGAAGUGUCCAGGUAUUUCAAACAAGGAUGCAGUACAUGCACUUGGUUAAGUGCUGGAGGGGCAAGAGCUAAUGGUCAGGCUGUCCAAGGAUUAGCAGCUGCAGAAAUACUGCCGCCUUAGGGAUAAGGAUGCAGAAAGGUGUGUCCUCUUUGCUCACAGCUACUGUGCCACUGAAGCCCUGGAGCAGUGGCUUUGGCUGCUCUCCCUGCCACAGGCACUGCACCAGGGAGAUGCUGACCUCUCUCCCUCCACUGUGGCUCACCACCAAAGGCAGCACUGACAGCUAGGAGGGAAUGAAAGGGCAGUGAAGCUGAGAGGAUGCUGGUGCACAUCACCUAUUUGACUGAUGGGUUUUCCUAAAACCUAAUGCCUUUGUUUUUCACCUUGACUUUUGGUAACAUCAUAAAGUAUGAUCCAUCAAAAUACUGCCACAACUUAAAGAAGAUAGGUGAGGAUUUCACAAAUGUAAUCCCUAUAUCCAGCCUCACAUGGGAGUUGGAAGGAGGGAAUGACCCUAAGAGUAAGAAACGGCGAGGAGAGUUCUCUGACUUUCACAACCCUCCCAAGAAGACAGUAAAAGAGCAGAAGGGUGAGGUUCCCACUGUGUCUCAGGCUGCGAUACCGAGAUCCCAGAGGAUAAUAGGGAGUCCAUGCUCAGCACAGCAGCAGGCUGCACAGAAAACAUCUUGUGAUCCCGUUAGUCCUUCUGAACCACCUCUAUUUAUACCUGGUUCUGAGAGCCAGAGGCCUAAAAAUGUAUUUUUUCAGACUUCUGGCUUGGAAACUACCAGGAAGAGAAAUCGCAUGUCUGCCGAUGAUACUGAUUCUGAAGAUGAAUUACAGCAAAUGAUCGAAAGAGAGGAAAACUUAGAGAAAACUACAUGGUCCUUAGUAAAUGAAUCUGAAAAUGAUCCCUUUGACACAGUAAAGAAUGAUUUCAAAUCAGAUGUUCACAAACUUCAUUCUUUAAGAGGUUUAGGCAUCAAACAUAGUGUCUCUUGCCUCAGUAGCAAAAGUGCUAUUGUGGGAAAUGAUCACGACUAUGAUUCAGGAGAUACAGAUGAAAUCAUCGCAAUGAAAAGGAAUGCUGGUGAGGCCAACAGCAAUACAGGGUUUUCACAAAUGGAAAAUUCUACAUGCAAGAAGACUUUGAAAAACAAGAAACACCAUGAGCUGUCUUCUCAUCAUAUUAAAGUACAAAAAAGAAGCAGCAACGUAGAGCUAGCUAUCAAUCCUGGAGUUAAGCCUUUUAAUUGUGAAUCUCCAUCCAACUACAGUAGAUGUGAAAAUGUGAAUUCCAUGUUGGGAUUGGCUGGGACUGAAAGAGAUGAGUAUGAUGCCAUGAUGAAAAACUGUCUCCAUGUGACUCUCACUCUGGCUGAUUGGGAACACUUGGCUGGCAGUGACCUGGAGGCUCGUAAAGAACGUGCUGAGCACCAUGGCCAGAAAACCAGCUCCAAGAAUCGUGGGCCCUCCAAGAGCCACAGGACUCCUGUUGGCUUCCACCCUGAGGAGAUAGUGGCUUCUCUUUUGGAAAGAGAAGAGAACACCCAUGGAAAACAGAAACCAGAGGGAAACAAAUUCCAGGCUUUCAAGGGAAUAGGCUGUCUCUAUGGGAAGGAGUCCGUGAAAGACUCCUUGGGAGAGAGUGCUGCCUCUGCCAAUAUGUCUAAAGACCAGAAUUCUUUGAAAGCUGAGAACCCCAGCAGCAUGUCCACAGAAGAAAAGGGGUCUCUGUAUGUUAAUGACUCAGCAAGCAAACCAAGUCCUUUCCGGUGUGCAAGGAAGGCAGAUGACCCAAAUCAUGCUUGGCCUCAAAACAGGCAGGCCACUUUUGAGAACCAGGAUCACAAGGCAGUAUCCCCUAGCAGUUUGGAAAAGGGAAACAGAAACCUUUUUUCUGGUCUGUCACCAUUAAAAGAUAAGAAAUCUUUAAACCUUGGUGCAGAGACUCACCGGAUCAGCUUUGAUAAAGAGGGUUGCCACGAGACCAUGAAUACAGAGCCCUCUGAAUACAGGCCAGAUAUGAACAGCCAUGAGGCCCCUGGGAAGUCACCAGCAGUCUCCUCCUGGAGAGGUACUUCUGUUAAGGGCUCACCGGGCAUUAGUGCUAAGGAGAUGCAUGCUGGAGAUAAUCUGAAGCGUUUGGCAGCCAUCGCGGCCAGGCAGAAAGCAAAGGAAGCACAAAAGAAGCUGGUCCAUAAAGCUCUGGCAAAUUUGGACAGUUCUGCGGAGGACAACAAGCCAGUGCACAUCAUCUUUGGUUCCAGCAGUGAAAGUGAAACAGAGGAGACGCCCACUCAGGAUCAAUGUCACCUGAGGGAGGAAUUAGCAAAGGAAUCUGUGAGUAAAGCAUCUGGGAAGCUGUUUGACAGCAGUGAUGAUGAGGAAUCUGUUUCCGAAGAUGACACUAACAGGUUCACAAUUAAACCUCAUUUUGAGGGCAGAGCCGGACAGAAGCUCAUGGAUUUGCAGUCUCACUUUGGCACUGAUGACAGAUUUCGCAUGGACUCCCGAUUUCUAGAAAGUGACAGUGAAGAGGAACAGGAAGAGGUAAAUGAAGAGAAAACUGCGGAGGAAGAAGAGCUUGCUGCAGAGAAAUUGAGAGCCCUGAGUGUUGUACAGAGUGUUUUGCACAUCAACUUAAGCAAUUCUACAAGCAGAGGAUCAGUAGCUGCUAAGAAAUUUAAGGAUAUCAUACAUUAUGAUCCAACGAGGCAUGACCAUGUCACUUACGAAAGAAGUGAUGAGAAAUCAAAAGAAAGUAAAGCAAAACGAAAGAAGAAAAGAGAGGAAGCUGAGAAGCUACCCGAAGUGUCUAAAGAAAUGUAUUAUAACAUUGCUACGGAUUUAAAAGAAAUAUUCCAACAUGCAAAAGAUACUGAUGAAAAGGAAGAUGGCUUGCCCCAGGAUGAGGCCUGUGGCGGAGAGAAAGCCAAAGCAGCCCACAGCCCUGCAGCUCUGGUGACUGGGGCUGAGCGGCCUGGCAUGUUCAUGUUCUCCUUUUUUGAAUCAGACACUAAAGCUGUAAAUGAAGAAACCUAUAGAGCUGAGACAGUGAAACCUGUGAAGAUUGUCUGGCAAGGAGCUCCUCAUUUCCACGAUAGCAGUUCAGAAGAGGAAGAUGUUACUGAAGAAACAAAUGACAGAAAGCCUAGCCCUGGAGAAAUAUCAUUACCUGAGAAGGAAACCACUAGAUUUUUCUUUUUCUCCAAGAAUGAUGAAAGACUUCAUGUAGGUUCUGGCUUAUUCUGGAGAGGAGUGGGAAGUAGUAUUAGCAGGAAUUCUUGGGAAGCCAGAACAAACAACUUGCGCAUGGAUUGUCGGAGGAAACAUAAAGAUGCCAAAAGGAGAGUGAAACCAAAAUAAUAAAUGGUCAGCAUCAGUUUUAUACCAAAUGUGAACAAGGCUCACCCAUGGAAAUUUGAUGAUCUGGAAAAUAAUGUUAGCUGAGAAAGAAGAAUUAGAGUGAAGGAAUAUUCAAAAUCUGGCUGGUAGAUAUAAUUGUGAUUGCUCUUCUGUGGAUUUCCUCUGUAUUUCUCCGUAAAUACUCUUUCAAGAAAUUAACCUGAACUUUUUUUUUAAUGAAGCACAGGAUAGUCCCUUGGAACAGUUUUUGUACAUAAUCUUGUUGCCCUCCAUCCUUAAUAACUCAUGAGCAUCUCUGCAAGGUUUACAUAAGUCUUUUUAAAUAUAUGAUGAAUAAAAGCACUUGUGUUUUCCAAA